AUGAAAGACACCCAUACCGUAGCAACUACACCAUUCACAACAGUAGAAUAUUCAACGGCCGGGAUUCCAUGCUGCGAUAGCAAAAGAUCCGCCACCGCCGUGAUGCUCGCCUCGAGAGCCAUCGCUGAAGCUGGGACAGCUGCAUCAACAGCGAUGCCUUUUCUCUACCAGACCAAAACCCUUUCCAGCUGGGCAUGGACAGGAGCGAAACCUGUAUAUCGAGCCAGAUACCGAUCUGCUGUACUUCCAAGGCACUUGAGUUGCACAAUCCGAGCCCAAAAUACAGACGAGAGGACUACAACAGAGACCCCCGGUCCAGAUACACCUGCGUCCAGUUGCGGCCCUGCCAUUACUCCAGAUGCUCUCGAUACUCCACCGCCCUGCGAGGGACCCAGCAUCCGGAGAGUAAGAAUUGACACGGGCAUCGGACCUCGUUACAUUAGAGCAGACUUUCCAGUGCCAGACAAUCCUGAGCCUAAUCAGGGCUUCAAGAUCAAAAGAAAUGUCUAUCACAGACCCUCGGGCCUGAACUCGUCUCCGUCGCCGGGCAUUACUUUACCUACGAAACCGCGAUAUGCAUCGCUUUCAAGGCGCACGGUGGCCAACCAAUUUGACGCUGACAACUCGCCGAUCGAAUUCGACGAGGAACUGGAAGACGAAGAUAUAUUUUUAGGGAGCUCGGACGACAUUCAAGAUCUGACAAUGAAGCCCGAAUCGCCCAACUCGACAAUCACCGAAACCGAAAGAGCAGCCUUCCAGAAGAUAUUUUCGGACAUCUUCCAAAGAUCUCAGCGCUCUGGUUCUCCAGGAAUUGGAUCAGAUGGGUUCAAUGAUGCUUACAGCGCUUCGGGACGGGCUGAACAGCAUGACGAGGGUUCGAGUUUUGCAGUACCGAGCACUAUGAGCAAUAAACCGGUCUUAGAAAAUCAGCGGGAAGCGAGACUAAAGCUCGAGAAUAUUUUUGCGACUGCUAUGAAAACGAGUGUUCUGAGUCGAGAACAAAUGGAGGCAGCCAUCAAGAGGUACCCGUCUCCACUCAGAGCUGCAGCUGCGAAGGCCAUGGGUUACGUCGCGGAGGAGGACGAAGCAGAAGCAGGUGAGACUACUCGAAGAUUGCUGGAUACGGAGCAGCUGGAAACUCUCAGGGAGCCGGAGAGAGCUAGGGUGGAGGCUUUGAUGAUUUCUGCCAAGACCGAUUUUGAGUUGAUGGAAAUCAUGGAGAAGGAGGUAUUCUCAUUGAUUGCGAAGUUGGGACUGGCCGAUGCUCCAAAAUCGGGGGUGAAGCCGUCACAAGAAGACUCGCCGACCAAGGCAAAAAGGGUAAAAGGGUGGAAGAAGGCGGAGCUGAGAGCAAAAAGAGAGCAGAAUCAGGCCCCGGCGCCCAAGCAAACUGAUGGACUAUCAGAAGGGGUAAGAGAAGAUCCGAUAGAGGAUUCAGCGGUCGAAUCUACUAUCCCGGCUGUUCCUAAAGGACCAUUAGAUGGUGUUUCCCCCCUCGCCCUCUAUGGCCCUCUCUACCCAUCCUACCUCCUUUUCGGCCUCCGCCUCCUGGACCGAUCCUUCGCUAAGCCAUCACCCCUUGCCCUCUCCAUACUCCCCAAAAUCAAAUCCCUAGGUUUCAUCUCGCACGUCCUAGGCGCAAGCACCCAACUCUACAAUGAGCUCCUCCGCAUCUACCGCUACCGAUACGACGAUUUCCGCGGCAUUCUUGAUCUUCUUGGUGAAAUGGAGGAUGCUGCUCUGGAUUUCGACGAAGAUACGUACAAGAUCGUGCGUGAUAUCGUAAAGCUGCAGACCUCGAUUCUCCGUGGCGAGAAAGGGACUGCAUUGUUCUCUCUAUGGAGAAUGCCGGAGUUUGAACGCCACCGAUUUCCAAAAUGGCAUGCGAAGAUUCGCGAGGCUGUCCGUGAGAAGGAGAGACGACCCAGGAUUUAA
Messenger RNA from Drepanopeziza brunnea f. sp. 'multigermtubi' MB_m1, 1935 nucleotides. RefSeq lists its product as uncharacterized. Lineage: Eukaryota; Fungi; Ascomycota; Leotiomycetes; Helotiales; Drepanopezizaceae. Gene Ontology annotation, cellular component: mitochondrion. The record is from RefSeq and is a predicted model, not a curated record.